Macrosteles quadrilineatus (aster leafhopper) is the source of this 2242-nucleotide messenger RNA. Its product is annotated as calpain-1 catalytic subunit-like. Gene Ontology annotation, molecular function: calcium-dependent cysteine-type endopeptidase activity. Gene Ontology annotation, biological process: proteolysis. The record is from RefSeq and is a predicted model, not a curated record. The transcript has 13 exons. Gene Ontology annotation, cellular component: cytoplasm. NCBI's taxonomy places the organism in Eukaryota, Metazoa, Arthropoda, Insecta, Hemiptera, Cicadellidae. The coding region runs from base 1 to 1707 and encodes 568 amino acids.
AUGGCAUCAACGAUGCAAACGAUAGACCCAGGACCGUUUCGUUUUUGGCAUUUUGGAGAGUGGAAGGAGGUAUUGGUGGAUGACCGGUUACCAACCUACAGGGGACGACUAAUUUAUCUUCAUUCGACAAACCCGACAGAAUUCUGGGCAGCACUUUUAGAGAAGGCAUACGCUAAGUUGUAUGGAUGUUACGAGAAUCUAAGUCAUGGUGGUUCAACGACAAGAGCUUUACAAGAUUUAACUGGUGGUAUUGUACAAAGCUUUGGCCUCAGCAACCAGGAUCGCUACCUCACAUUUCAAGUCCUCAACAGUGCAGUGCCCCGUUCCAGUUUAUUGAUAGCUAGCAUUAAUCCAGAGAAGGAGAGCAAGAGACAAUUGAGGUUAAGGAAUGGACUGAUGACCCAGACUGCGUACAGUGUGACCGGCCUGGCCAGGGUACGAGGGCCACUCGGAGAGACUCCACUAGUGCGCCUUCGCAACCCGUGGGGCCGGGGCGAAUGGACAGGCCCGUGGAGCGAGCGUAGCUGGGAAUGGGAUGGACUGAGCGAACGAGAUAAGGAGCUGCUAAGUGUCAGAGUGCGCAACGACGGAGAGUUCUGGAUGUCAUUUGAAGACUUUGCCCGUCACUUCACUCAUCUAGACCUGGUGCACAUUGGUCCUGAUGACUGGAUGACAGAGCCGGCGCUACACUCGAAGCAGCCCUGGCGUGCAGUAUUGGCCCGACGGCGCUGGCGUAGUGGCUACAAUGCUGGUGGUGGACCUAAUUACUCUGACACCACAGCAAUGAACCCACAAUUUCAUAUCCAAAUCCCCCGUACUUCAAGCAACAAGUGCCAUGUUGUAGUCUCUGUUACGCAGUACUACGAGACACAACCAGAGAGUAAGAAGAAGAAGCCACUGUAUGCCAUUGGCUUUGCUGUCUAUGAAAUUCCUUACUCCAUGCCUAGGCUGACACCUCAGUUUGUAGCCGACCAGAAGCCGCUUGAUGUCACCAACCACUCUGUAGCUAGAGAGGUAGUGACUUUCUUUACUCUACCACCUGGAGAUUAUAUUGUUGUUCCUCAAACCAAUGUGCCAAACUGUGAUGGGAAGUUUCUUCUUAGAAUACUUACAGACGAACAAAGUAAUAUUUGGGAAGUCAAUGAAGAUAACAUGGUAUUUAGAAAUAUAUCUGCAGAAUUUUUAGAAGAUGCUGUAGUGUUGCCUGAUGGGAAAAAUCUAGUAGCAAAACUCCUCAUAAAAUAUCCACCCGAAGUUGAUGUUGCUCAGUUACAAAAGAUUCUCAAAGCACACUGGAAAGCUUACCUCCUAGAGAAACCUAGUCUAGAGCUUUGCAAGUCACUGAUCAUGCUGAGAGAUUACAACAUCAGUGGGAGAAUCAACGUGUUGGACAUCCCAGUAUUGAUGCAUAUGCUGCAGUUUUGGAGGAUAGCGUUUGAGAAGUUUGAGCGCAACGGUCACUCCAGCAAAACUUCCAGCUACAAUCUGAGAUCACUAUUAUGGGAGGCUGGCAGCACUGUAAGCAAUAAAGUGCUUGAGUGUCUAGUGUUGAGGUUUGCCAAGAACUGUACAGUCACGGCCGAGUGUUUUGUUAUGGCGAUGGUUCGACUACACCUUGCACAUGAGAGGUACCACAAUCUGGACACGAAAAUGAAAGGAAAUCCACUGUCAUUAGAAGAGAUGAUCCUAAUGACCAUUUACUCGUGACCUUGUCUGUUAAAAGAUUGUUCAGAACCAAAGAAGAAAAUGUUCAUCAUAGUCAAUAAUGUGCAUUAUUAAAAGUUAAAUUAAUUAUAUUUUUAGAAAGUUUGUAAAAAUAGGUUUGUUUGAUGUCUUUUAUUGAGAAAGUUAUUUUCUAGCCAAAUUAUUUAUUAUUUAGGCUAGUAAUUUAUAAGACUGAUAUGUCAUUUACUUAGUUAUAAGCUGUUGUUAAAAUGUACCACUUAUUUAUUUAUGCAACUAAAUAUCGUUAUUACAAGAAUUACCUUAUUACAAGGCAAACUGUUUUCUAGAUUUAAAAAUAUAUUAUAGUCAUCCAUUAAAAGGGAAUAGAGUUUAUAUCUCUUGUUAUUGGUCUAUCUACUGUUAAUUUUAUAAUAAUAUUUGUUUUAAAGAAAUUAAAGCUAUUUAACAUACGGUGUAAUAAUAAUUAGAACAAAAUAAUAUUUACUCUCUUCAAUAAGUGUUAUACCUCAAAUUUGUAUGCAAAGUGUAAAUAAAAUUUUGAUGUAUAGAAACCAUA